Molecule: messenger RNA, 1200 nt
Organism: Metarhizium robertsii ARSEF 23
Lineage: Eukaryota; Fungi; Ascomycota; Sordariomycetes; Hypocreales; Clavicipitaceae
Exons: 2
Coding region: 1-1200 (399 amino acids)
Biological process (GO): alkaloid metabolic process
Molecular function (GO): transferase activity, transferring alkyl or aryl (other than methyl) groups
Source: RefSeq, a predicted model, not a curated record
AUGGCUGAUCAGACUCGCCCGGUCACCAGCCUAGACCUGGGCUUUUGGAUGCGCCAUAGCAUCUCACCCUUGAUUGCCUUCCUCAGGGCAGCUGGCUAUUCAGCUGCGGACCAAGGCGAACACAUUCGAAUGCUCUGCGAACAUGUCCUCCCCAAUAUUGGACCUCGACCAACAGCGCUACAUCCUAUUAAAAGCUCGCUUACAAACAGCGGUUCGCCGAUCGAGCUCAGCCUCAAUCUUUGCUCUGGAAAGCCGACGGUGAGAUAUUGCGCCGAGGUCCUGGGCUCGACCUGGUCCAACGACGACGAUAUAUAUGCGGUGGAGACGGUGCAAAAAUGCUUGACAUCCCUUUGUGCAGAACUAGGGUUUAGCAGGCGUUGGAGUGACAGGCUACUAGAGACUUUCACUCCCACUGCCGAAGAAGCAAAGAGAUCGCAGGAAAACCUGCAAAAGUGGAUAGCAAGCCUCCUGCCGCCGGGACUGGAAACAAAACCCGUAUCAAGGCUGCCCUUUGCUGCGUUUGCUUUCGACUUGGAUGGGCCCCGGGCUCUUCCCAAGUUGUACGUGAGUCCAAAAGUCAAGGAGAUUGGCUCUGGCAGCUCGACAAAUGAGACUAUUUGGAACCUUUUGCGUAAUCUGGAACCCCCAAUAAACUCCAAAGCUGUCGAAGCCAUCUCCGAAUUCCUCCUCGAGGGUGUGGUAUCCCCUUCUAUUGACAUGUUGUCAAUUGAGCUCGUUGAUGAAGAGGAUUUAUAUCGCGCCCGGGUUAAAAUGUACAUUCAUACCACUACUAAUUCGUUUAAUACCGUGCGGCAAUGUUUAACCCUAGGCGGUCGACGUCGGGACGAACCAACCAUGAAAGGCUUGGAAACCCUGAGGACGAUUUGGCACCUGAUGAUGCAGGAGAAGGACCAAGUCGCUGACGAUUAUGAAAAGCCGGUAAAUGACGCGGUACAACAAGCCAUGAAGCUAUUCUUUUCCUUGGAAAUUACCCCUGGUAAAGACCUCCCUGAAGUGAAGUUGUACGUGCCAGUCUUUGCCUACAUGAAAAGCGAUGCGGAUACGGUGGAGAAUUUCGAAAUCAUGUUGAAACAAUGCAACCAAGAGUGGGCUUCUAGCGGAAGAUAUAGAGACAUGUUUGAAACUGCCUUGUACGUUGCAUUCCCUCCCCUUUUACCGCGGCAGACUUCUCGCAAAUAG